AUGUCUCGUCUUUCUCAGAUUCUCCUUAUCGCCAUCGCUGUCCUUGUGAUUGCCUCUACCAGCGCGUUCACCCCCGAUGCUGCUUUCAAGAUGAAGACCAUGUUGGGAAAUGGUCAGACUACAGCAUCGGAUGCCAAUGGCAAGCGAGGCCUGGUGGUACCCCCACAGCCCCUUUCCUCUCGAAACUUGCAACUCUCCUUGAUUGGACAAGAGAACAUUCGCAAAUCCAUCACUGUCCCUCCGGCCUAUGAAGACUACAUGGCCGUCAGACAGCAUGCUCUGCUUCGAUUGCUACAGCGCAACGAUUAA
Messenger RNA from Seminavis robusta, 309 nucleotides. The record is from the annotation of a GenBank genome assembly. NCBI's taxonomy places the organism in Eukaryota, Bacillariophyta, Bacillariophyceae, Naviculales, Naviculaceae.